AGAUUUUGUAUUACAAAAGGUGAUGGGCCCCUUCAAUUGUAAUAGUUAUCUGUGAUAACUUCAUACACUUCAGAAAUGGAAAUGCAGUGUGACACAUUUUCACUUCCCUCUCUACUGGAAAUAAAACCAACUCCCUCCCAGUCUGUUACUCACAAGCAAUCAAAAUGAACCAGGUCGUCUUCCUCUGUGUUCUCUCGAUGCUAUCACAACUUGGGGCUCCUUUGUUGGCCCCGUUCAGAGCUGUCAUGGAGAUGGUGUCAGGGGAAUCAAGGAUCUUCUCUGGAGAAAGUGUCCGGCUGAUUUGCAGUGUUCCUGAUAUCCACAGAUCCUCCUGGAACUACAUGUGGUUCAGAGGAUCUGAGCAGCUCCCACAGCAUGGCCAACACCUUAUUUUGUGGAACAUGAAGGUUGAAGAGAGUGGGAAAUAUUACUGUGAGGGAGUGCGGGACACACAAGUGGGUAACAUAAAAACCCUCCAAAGUCUGCCCUUGGAGAUCAAUGUGGAUGGAGGAUGGGUCAUCCUGCGAGUCCCACCUAUUCUCAGCCUCGUCGGGGACACCUUAACGGUCAUGUGUCGUGUCCGAGGCACACCCCCACUGCAUGAAGUGAUUUUGUACAGAGAUGCUGUUGAAGUAAUGAGACGAAAUGACCUAAACCCAUAUUUCAGCCUGACCAACUUGACCCUAAAGGAACAAGGAAUGUAUUCUUGUAGGGCUUCCUGGGACAUACACAGACGCACGCACUCUGUUAUUUCAGCUGAUGCUUCAGUGCAGGUCUCAGAGGUUCUGUCACUGCCAGUUUUGGAGAUUGUUGCAGACAAUAACCUGAUUCCAGUCAAUAAAAUUAAGCUUAUCUGCCACCUCCAAUACAACACUCAUGCUCCUGCACCUCCAAUACACUAUUAUUUCUACAAGAACAACAACCGACUGGGAACAGCAACCUCUGAGAACUAUGAUCUGGUUGAACGUACUCCUGGCCAGUACAGCUGCAGGGCCAAGGUGCCUGAGUUGGGCAUCUCCAGGUGGAGUGAACAAGAAACCUUUGGACAAGUGAGAGGACCAGAAAUCAUGCUGCAUCCAAGUCUUCGUCCUAGAAUGCCAUGGUCCCUUGUUCCCCUAAUCUCCUCCCAACAAACCUCCCGACCUCCAGCAGCCCACCCCUCCGUUCACCAAUCCACUCAAACUCCAGCUUUUUUUCAGCCAACUGAAGUAAGCAUCCAAACCUCAAGUCCACCUCCGAAGCCUUCACAGCCAGCGCCAAGCACUCUGCUACCUACAGUCCAGUCUCUCACCCAAACUCCUGCUCCUAUCAAUAUAUCUGAGGAACUGUCUGAUGAUACGUCUGCAGAAUCUAGUGGUGAUUCUGCAGAAUCUGAUGAUAUGCCAUAGGACUCUCCAGACAGUCCUAUGGUGACUAGUUGUCAUACAUUUGCAGAAAUUAAUGACCUAAAUCAAAUUCAUAACAUGCAACUGCCAGAUUUUACCUGUCUUGUGCUGGUGGUGCAUAUUUUUGAUUUGAUUAAUAGUGUAAUAUUGAUUUUGUCCACUUCAUGAUCCCAUCUGUUAUUGGGAAUAAAAAAUGCUGUCAUGUUGGUAUAGGCAAUAAAGUAUUCCAUAAAUCAUA
Molecule: messenger RNA, 1623 nt
Organism: Eleginops maclovinus (Patagonian blennie)
Lineage: Eukaryota; Metazoa; Chordata; Actinopteri; Perciformes; Eleginopidae
Exons: 6
Coding region: 165-1388 (407 amino acids)
Biological process (GO): cell surface receptor signaling pathway
Cellular component (GO): plasma membrane
Molecular function (GO): transmembrane signaling receptor activity
Source: RefSeq, a predicted model, not a curated record